AUCGCCUUGCCGUUACAGACGGCCGCGGAGUGUUUCGGAGCGAGUGCCGAGUGAUUCGUACGAGGCGAGGCGCGCGAUUUCAACGCACUUUAGUGGACGAAUAGUUAAGGAGUCUUCGCGCGUUUCGAAGCGCCCGACAUCGGAGGACGUAAGCAGAGCAGACGGCCUUGGCGAAUUGUAAGGGCUUGGUUAGCGGUAACCGCCGGCAGACGGUGGCCUACCUUGCGCGAAUUGAAUGCCUGUUGCACAGUUGCGGUACGGGCGCGGCUGUUUCUCCUUAACGCGCGUAGUUGAGGAGUCGCGUAAUCGAAUGGUGCGGCCGUGGGAGCUGGACGACUCACCUGAGGUCGUAUCGUCAUCGAGGCAGCUGACCGUCGAAAGGAAUCUCACCGUGCAUACUCACAGCACGGAAACUUCAGAGUCAUGGCCUCACCACCCUGAGUGAACGUUGGACCAGCCGCUCCAGAAAACUGGUGACUGAAAAAAGUCUGCAGCAGGGGGAAGUCAUCAUCAUGGCCGGAGGCCAACUGUUUCGACGCUGGCAUGGUUGCGCUCACGUGCCCCAGCAUGGUCCGGACAGCAUUCACAGCUGGCUCAUCGCGGGUGCCUGUGCCCUGGCAUGCUUCUUCGCCAUGGCUGGGCGGCGUUCGGCGGGCUUCCUGUUCGUGGCCAUCCUGGACACCUUUCAAGUUAACAGGACGGAGGGAUCAUGGCCCAUAAUGCUUAUGGGCGGCCUCGUCUACUUGGCAGGCCUUAUCACGGGGCCCCUGGCGCACCGUUUCAACGCGCGGCCAGUCAUCAUCGCAGGAGCGGUGAUCUCGGGUGUUGGUGCGAUGCUGAGCUUCUUUGCCAAUAGCAUCGCCGUGCUGACAGUGACACUUGGAGCGAUACAUGCGAUCGGAGCCGGUAUGGUGUUUGUCGUCUCGCCGACCAUAAUCAGUGAGCACUUCGUCAAGCACAAAGGUCUCGCAAUGGGCAUCAACUUUACCGGCGUCACAAUGGGCACGUUCGUUUUUCCCAAACUUCUCGAGUACAUCACCAAGAUGUACGGCCUGCGUGGCGCACUGCUCAUCUUCGGCGCCAUUGUAAUGAAUGGGCUCGCAUUCAGCCUGUUCCCGCGGACACCCAAGUGGCGAAGCGCCUCUCCCGAGGGAAAGCUGGUCAAGGCUCAGGCUUCACCGUCUGCCUCCAGUGGCGACAAGAAACACGGGACUUUGCGCCAUGGGCUCACCGUGUUUAAGCACCCCAUCUUUUAUCUCGUCAUGUACAGCUUCAUUGUUCACAGCUUCGGGUUCGAGUGCUACAUAUCAUUGUUCGUGGACUUCGCCGUAGACCGAGGUGUCGCCGUUUCCAGUGCAGUUACCGUGAUUUCCAUGGGAGCCAUCGCCGAAGCACUCGGCAGGCUCACACUCCCCGCUGCCGUCGACCGUGGCUGGCUGACCAACAAGCAGCUGAUCGUACUAAUCUUUGCCGUCCAGGGAGGAAUGUUCAUAAUCCUGCCUUUCCUCUACGUUCACGGGCUCCUCUUCGCCGUGGCCGCCAUCAUCGCUUACACCAUCGGCACUGGUCUAGUGCUGUUUCCUGUCAUCCUCGCUAUUUACCUGGGCCAAGAAAGGAUGUCCAUGUCAUAUGGAAUGGUCAUCGCCUCAGCCGGGCUACUCUCGUUUAUAAAGCCCUCUGUGAUAGGACACUUCCGGGACUACGUUGGAGCCUACGAUGCGCUUUUCGUUAUCUGCGGAUCGCUCAUCGCCUUUGCAGCCAUUAUGUGGAUUCUUGUGUUCAUGUGGGAAGCGAGAGAAAGGAAAAAAGGUGUCAUGGGCAAAGGUGGUGCGCUGGAAGGUGGUGAGGCCGCUACAAAAAUGUAGGAAUUAUAAAUUAUGAAGUGUUAAUGGCACACUCAUUCAGGGCAGCAGAGGAAAGCACUAGCAGUCGUCAACGGAGAAAGUCGACGUCCUGCUGCUGAAUUCCUCAUUCAUCGUUUCUUAUCGCCUUUAGCACACGCGAGGGGAUUCACAAAGCUUCUCAUUGCCACUCUCUCAUUGACAGUAUCGGCGCUGCAUCUGCAAUUCAUAACUCCGUAAAACUCCAAAGUUCUGUCAGUUUCACACUACGUCUGUGGGACAACAGCACAUUAUGCAUAUUGUCACAUUUUCAUGACGGUGAAGAACAAGCAAGUGUUACAAAUGUGAAUCACGAUUGUAGCUCUGUACUCGGUGAACUUGUACAGUGAAAAAAAUGUGACCCUCAAAUCACAAAGAUGGCAACGAGACCCGUUGUCGGUCAUCGGAAUCUUUGCGCACGGGUCAUGUGCGUCGGCUAUUUGUACAUGACUCAUUGUACAUUCCAGCGCUCGCUUACGUUUAAGAAUGUACGCGCGAAGUUCGGUCGUUGACGCAAUGCGAUUAGAUAAGAUUAUUUCGCUAUAAAAUGGGCGACAACACUGAUGAAAAUUCCGACCCAUACAAUAGGUAUGUAUAUGUGUGUGCGUGUGGGUGUGUGUGUAGUGUGUCCCAGCUAACGUUAGUCAAGCUGUUCAACAAAAAAGAUUUUAAAAUAAAAUGUGAAACAUGUCAUUAUGGAAUCUAUGGUGUUCGGUCAUCAAAUGUUUGGUGACUUAUCACCGUAGGUCCUAAAAUCCUAUCUUGCACCGUUUCUAAGUACUUUAUUUUUCGUUGAACAGCUUGGCUAACUUAGCUGGGACACCCUAUAUGUAUAUUCAUUUGUAAUUUGUAUGAAUCCAAACUCACAGGAACGUGUCCCAAUGAUGUAGUGGGCUCAUUGAGCCUUGCGUGCUGAAGAAAUUAUGUCGCUCACAUGUAUAUAUACUUCAGGUGUUCUAAAUGUAUUAUUGCUUCAUUCACAUUUUUAAAAUUUUCUCUUACGUUUUUGUGAGCGCCUUACUGCGAAUAAGUACGUCACGCUGUUUCUGUAUCGGCCGGGACUAAGGAAAUCAUUCACGCAAGCUUAUGCUGUGAAAUUUUACAGCACAAUAAAAAAAAUUACUUGACGAGCA
Molecule: messenger RNA, 3013 nt
Organism: Dermacentor albipictus
Lineage: Eukaryota; Metazoa; Arthropoda; Arachnida; Ixodida; Ixodidae
Product: monocarboxylate transporter 12-like
Biological process (GO): transmembrane transport
Cellular component (GO): membrane
Molecular function (GO): monocarboxylic acid transmembrane transporter activity
Source: RefSeq, a predicted model, not a curated record